Messenger RNA from Mesorhabditis belari, 1593 nucleotides. NCBI's taxonomy places the organism in Eukaryota, Metazoa, Nematoda, Chromadorea, Rhabditida, Rhabditidae. The record is from the annotation of a GenBank genome assembly.
AUGCUUGGUCUUUCCUAUGAACAGCGGUCGAAUUUCCGCUCGGAACGCUACCUUGUCCAUCACAGUCCACAAGGAGGAGCACACGACAAUUUCCCGGAUCAUUUCCAUCCAGACAAGCACUCGUGGCCCGGAUUGUCACCUAGACAAGCUGAAGCAUUGCAGAGACACGAUCCAAGAAGGGAAAAGGAUUCAAAAGAACUGGGAAAGGGGUCGAUUGUCCCAGAUUUCCCGUCAGAACAUCGACAAAAUGACAAACGGCUACAAGAAGUUGGAAAGGAGACUCAGCUCGAUCAACCAAAGCGUUUAUCCGUCCCAAACACCUAUAAAGAGUUCGUGGCGGCGCCGGUUUCUCCAAAAUCUUUCGGCAAUUAUCCAGAGUUGAAAAAUGUGGCUCAAUAUCGGCCACCAGUUGGGAAAUUCUCGACACCAACACCGCUGAAUGUUGAAAGGAACCAAGCACCGAUAAAAGAAACGAUUGAAGAACCAGAUGAGUAUGAAUACGAAGAGCAGCCAAAUGCCACGAUGGAGACGAAAGUCUCGGGGCAGGGACAGCCGAAGAGAGUCGGACGCUGGACUCUCGCUCAACUCCGUCAGACUGAUGGAAUCAUCCCGUCGCAAGCCGGUUGGAACAAGGGAGACUCGCAAAAGUUGAUGACCAACUUCGGAACGCCGCGUAACACGAACACCCGUGUCAAGAGCGAGAAUCUCAAGGAGAUCCCAGACGAUGUGGCUCAACGAACUCAUGGAGAAGUCCGUCUUCAAUCCGGUACCAACAAAUACGCCUCACAGAGAGGAAUGACCAACUUCGGAUCGGGUCGUGAUGUUUGCCGAGAGUCGGUUCGCGUCAACCAGAAUCCCGCUGAUUUACCUGAGCUUCCGGAGGAGAAAAUUCGUCUCUCCGAGGGAAUCGUGCGUCUUCAAGCCGGUACGAACAAAUAUGACUCGCAGAAGGGAAUGACUUGCAUUGGUACUGCUCGUCGUGAGACCUACAAAUGCAAAGAUACCAAACAUCCGGAAUACGAUCACGAGAAACCCGAUCAAAGCGAGAUUCCACUUCAAUCUGGAACCAACAAAUUCGCCUCGCAAAAGGGAAUGACCUGCAUGGGUACCAACCGUCGUGAGACUUGCCGAAUCGUUGACACGGCUCACCCCGAAUACAAUCCCGAGUCAUCAAUCGAUGGAUCCACCAUUCCACUCCAAAUGGGAACCAACAAAUUCGCCUCGCAAAAGGGAAUGACUUCCUUUGGACAAGGACGUUGGGAGGUGCUCGACCCAUCAAUCUCGUGGCAAAACAGGAAAUCUCAAGGAAUGGUUCGUCUCCAAUCCGGUACCAACAGAUUCGCCUCGCAAGCGGGAAUGACCGGUUUCGGAACAAUCCGAAACACCACCUACGAGGCUGAGGCUGGAGAGCUUCCAUAUGAGGACAUGAAGAAAUCGGAGACAAUCAUCCCAUCACAGGCUGGAUGGAAUCGUGGAGACUCGCAGAAGUUGAUGACCUGCUUCGGCUCGUCUCGAGACGUCAAGGGAAAGCACUUGAAGCGUAUCUGGGAACUCGAGUACCCAGAAGAGGCCGAGAUUUCACUCGACCGACUC